Molecule: messenger RNA, 405 nt
Organism: Populus euphratica (Euphrates poplar)
Lineage: Eukaryota; Viridiplantae; Streptophyta; Magnoliopsida; Malpighiales; Salicaceae
Source: the annotation of a RefSeq genome assembly
AUGGGUAGGGACACUCUUGCUGACAUAAUAACCUCUAUACGAAAUGCGGACAUGGAUAGAAAAGGAACCGUUCGAAUACCAUCUACUAACAUCACCGAAAACAUUAUUAAAAUACUUUUACGAGAAGGUUUUAUUGAAAAUGUGAGGAAACACCAGGAAGGCGAUUUUUUUUUUUUUACUUUAACCCUACGACAUAGAAGAAAUAGGAAAGGACCAUGUCGAACGAGUCUAAAUUUAAAACGCAUCAGUCGCCCUGGUCUACGAAUCUAUUCUAACUAUCAACAAAUUCCGAGAAUUUUAGGUGGAAUGGGGAUUGUAAUUCUUUCUACUUCUCGGGGUAUAAUGACAGACCGAGAGGCUCGACUAGAAAGAAUCGGUGGAGAAAUUUUGUGUUAUAUAUGGUAA